Messenger RNA from Sciurus carolinensis (gray squirrel), 855 nucleotides. It is a transcript of the gene Hoxb13, whose product is annotated as homeobox B13. The record is from RefSeq and is a predicted model, not a curated record. The coding region runs from base 1 to 855 and encodes 284 amino acids. The transcript is spliced from 2 exons. NCBI's taxonomy places the organism in Eukaryota, Metazoa, Chordata, Mammalia, Rodentia, Sciuridae. Gene Ontology annotation, molecular function: RNA polymerase II cis-regulatory region sequence-specific DNA binding; DNA-binding transcription factor activity, RNA polymerase II-specific. Gene Ontology annotation, biological process: regulation of transcription by RNA polymerase II.
AUGGAGCCCGGCAAUUAUGCCACCUUGGACGGGGCCAAGGAUAUCGAAGGCUUGCUGGGAUCCGGAGGGGGUCGGAAUCUAGUCGCCCACUCCCCAAUGACCAGCCACCCAGCAGCUCCUACGCUGAUGCCCGCUGUCAACUAUGGCCCCCUGGAUCUUCCGGGCUCUGCAGAGCCACCAAAGCAAUGCCACCCGUGUCCUGGGGUGCCCCAGGGGGCAUCCCCAGCUCCUGUGCCUUAUGGCUACUUCGGAGGCGGGUACUACUCCUGCCGGGUGUCCCGGAGCUCGCUGAAACCUUGUGCCCAGGCGGCCACUCUGGCUGCCUACCCCACGGAGACUCCUGCGGCCGGAGAGGAGUACCCUAGUCGCCCCACCGAGUUUGCCUUCUAUCCCGGGUAUCCGGGACCCUACCAGCCUAUGGCCAGUUACCUGGAUGUGUCGGUGGUGCAGACCCUCGGUGCCCCUGGGGAGCCUCGUCAUGACUCCCUGCUGCCUGUGGACAGUUAUCAACCUUGGGCCUUGGCCAGUGGCUGGAACAGCCAGAUGUGCUGCCAGGGUGAACAGAACCCACCGGGUCCCUUUUGGAAGGCGGCAUUUGCAGACUCCAGCGCGCAGCACCCUCCCGAAGGCUGUGCCUUCCGCCGAGGGCGCAAGAAGCGCAUUCCCUAUAGCAAGGGGCAGUUGCGCGAGCUGGAGCGCGAGUAUGCGGCUAACAAGUUCAUCACCAAGGACAAGAGGCGCAAGAUCUCAGCGGCCACCAGCCUCUCGGAGCGCCAGAUAACCAUCUGGUUUCAGAACCGCCGGGUCAAGGAAAAGAAGGUUCUUGCCAAGGUCAAGACCAGCGCUACCCCGUGA